Molecule: messenger RNA, 1464 nt
Organism: Aspergillus candidus
Lineage: Eukaryota; Fungi; Ascomycota; Eurotiomycetes; Eurotiales; Aspergillaceae
Product: glutamine synthetase family protein
Exons: 5
Coding region: 1-1464 (487 amino acids)
Molecular function (GO): glutamine synthetase activity
Source: RefSeq, a predicted model, not a curated record
AUGGGCUCUUCAACCACGGACGAGGUUACCCUCGAAGAUCUACCUGACUUGCUGUAUAAGGACACCCGCGUCAAGGUGGCUGGAGUGGAUGUCGAUGGCCAGCUGCGCGGGAAACUAGUGUCCAAAAAGAAAUUCUUGUCGAUGGCUGAAGAGGGGUUUGGCUUUUGUUCGGUGGUGUUUGGCUGGGAUAUGCAUGACCAAACAUACUUCAAAGAACUGGGGAUCAGCAACAAGGACAAUGGAUAUCGCGAUAUCCUCGCCAUCCCGGACCUCAGCAGCUUCCGGCGCAUACCCUGGGAGAAAAGAGUCCCCUUCUUCUUGGUCCGAUUUUAUGACCCUGACACCAAGGAACCACUAUUUGCAUGUCCCCGUGGUUUGCUGAAAAGUGCAGUGAGCAAGGCAGAAGCUGCGGGUUAUCGCGCAAUGGCUGGGGCGGAAUAUGAAUUUUAUCAAUUCCGUGUCCCAGACACCCACCCCACCCCCGAGCGGAAUGCCUCAGCGACUGCGACCUUCCUCAAAGAGAACCCCGUCGAGGCUCUGCCCCCGCUGACGGAGGGGAUGUUUGCAUAUAGUUUGAGCCGUCCGAUUCACAAUCAAGACUACUACUAUGGAGUAUACGAUAACUGCCGGUUAUUCAACUGUGGGAUCGAGGGGUGGCACACCGAGAGUGGUCCGGGGGUGUAUGAAGCCGCGUUGGAGUUUGACGAGGCCAAAGCAAUGGCAGACAAAGCCGGACUGUUCAAGUUCGUGGUCAAGUCCAUCGGGACCAAGCAUGGCAUCACCCCGUGCUUCAUGGCCAAACCACGCCAGGGCCUGCCUGGGAACAGCGGCCACAUGCACAUUUCGCUCGUCACAGCGGACGGGACCAACGCCUUCUACCGCAGCACCCCCGAUCCGUCGCCGCCGUACCCCGACGUCGCCCAUCUGUCCGACCUAGGACGACACUUCCUGGCAGGGAUCCUCAGCGGUCUCCCAGACAUUAUGCCCAUGUUCGCUCCGACGGUCAAUUCCUACAAGCGGCUCGUGGAGAACUUCUGGGCCCCGGUCACAGUCUCGUGGGGGUUGGAGCACCGGGCGGCGUCCAUUCGGGUGAUCUCCGCACCGACGGCAAGCCCGAAGGCCACGCGACUGGAGGUGCGGGUACCGGGAGCGGAUGCCAACCCGCACUUCGUGCUGGCGGCGGUGGUCGCAUUGGGCUGGCGCGGAGUGGAAAAGAAGCUGGACAUUCCGGUGCCGCCGUUGUCCAAGGGCGACGACAUGGGCGGGGCCAGCGAUCAGGGAGCGCGACUGGCUAAAUCACUGGGCGAGGCGACGGUCACGUUCAUGCGUCCGGAAAGUGUCGCGCGGGAAGUGUUUGGCGACGCGUUUGUGGAUCAUUUUGGGGGGACUCGCGAGCACGAGGUGCGCUUGUGGGAGGAAGCCGUGACCGAUUGGGAAGUGCGACGGUAUAUCGAGACGGUCUAG